ACAUGCGACCUUGCAGGUGCAGGACGUAGAGCGGCAGGGCGACUUUACCAGAAGGAGACAAAAGAUCCCCCGGGAAUUCAAAGAUAAACGUAAAUCUUGUCCCCGCAGAUCGCAUCCGAUUAACUGAAGCGGCAAUGAUGAUAUCCUGCAGAACGAUGCCUAUCGCUAGAUCUCUUCGGCUUUAAAAUCACAUCUUCCUUCAUCCUCAACACCCAUAACCCUAACUUGGCAUUCUUUCAACAUUAAUGUCAACCACCACAUCAUACUAUACCAACAAUAAGAAAGGAUCCAAGAUGAUAUUCGACUUCCUCCAAAUCAUCAUCCAAGAUAACCUCAAAAAUGUGACUGCCAUUUGCCUCCUAACAACCCUCACCACCUGGCUCCUCCAUUCCCUCCUCCACCACUGGAAGAACCACCAAAUCCACGAUUCCACCGAUCUAGAUCAAAACUCCACCUCAUCAAAGCUCCAAACCCUCGCCCGCAAACCAGGAGAAUGGAUCCCAUCAGACUUCAAAAGACCCCCAGCAACCCCAUACCCAGACUGGAGCAUCCAGACCACAAAACCAAUCCCGUAUCGACCCUUCAAAUACGGACCCAAGUACUUCAUAACAAUGGGCCUCCGAAGCAUGAAAUGGGACGACUGGAUCGAACUCGACAACCACUACCUACGCUACCACGCUGACAAAGCCCGCCGGAUCACCGAGCGAGGACCAAAAUGUUCCAAAACAGCCCCCGAAGCCAUGGACGCAGCCAUCGAGCUCCUAGAAGAAUUAAUAUCCUACCUCCCCCAACGCUACCCAAGCAUGUUUUUCAAAACACCCACCGGAAUAACAAACUCAAUCACCCACGAAUCCUUCAACACAACCGCCCGCCCCCUCCCAGAAGACCCCAUGCAGACCUGCGCCCGCUUAAUCCAAGACGACCUCGCCCUGAUGCUCGAGCGCCCCGACGGCGAGUACUACCUCCUCGCCGGGUCCAUCCUGCUAGCCGGCUUCUGGCGCCUGGAGGAUAAAUUCGGCAUGCGGCUGUCCGACAUUCAUACCUCCGGGGACGUCCCGGGCUACAAAGAGAAGCUUGAAAAGGGGAUGAUGAACUUCUUCCGCAGGCUACGACCUGAGGAUCCCGUGCUGAGGAACAAUUAUUUCAUCCAGGUUGACGACAACUUGCCCUGGUCGAGUAGUAUUGGGUCUGAGGAUGCGGACUCGGUGUCGUGGAACACGGCGGAGAAGAAUAAGGCGAUUGGGCAGCAUUAUUUCCGCUCAGAGAGGCAGAGUUUGCGGCGGUUGCCGAGGACGGGAGCGGUGGUUUUUACGAUUCGGACGUAUUUUGAGCCGGUUACGGAGGUGGUCAAGGAGGCGUAUGUGCCUGGGCGGUUGGCUUCGGCGAUUAGGAGUUGGGGGGAUGAUGUGGCGAGGUAUAAGGGGAGGGAGAAGUAUGGGGAGGUUUUGUUGGAGUAUUUGGAUCGUAUGCAUGAGGCGCAGGUUUCUGAAGGGCUGGAUCUGGGAAAGGAGGAGGUUAGGAGUUAUCCGUUUUGAUGAUUAUGAAAUUAUGAUGGCAUGUAU
Aspergillus alliaceus is the source of this 1562-nucleotide messenger RNA. Its product is annotated as heme-dependent oxidative N-demethylase family protein. The record is from RefSeq and is a predicted model, not a curated record. The transcript is spliced from 3 exons. Lineage: Eukaryota; Fungi; Ascomycota; Eurotiomycetes; Eurotiales; Aspergillaceae. The coding region runs from base 246 to 1535 and encodes 429 amino acids.